GGGCCAAAUAUGAGCGGAAGGAGAUGUGAUCGGAGGUUGAAUGUGCAGAAAGUUUCAGCGGCAGAUGAACUCGAAACUAAACUUGGAUUUGGGCUUUUCUCCCAAGGGGAAACGCGGCUCGGGUGGCUACUCACGUUUGCAUCAUCAUCUUGGGAAGAUGCCGAUACUGGGAAAACCUUUAGUUGUGUGGACCUUUUCUUUGUCACUCAGGACGGCUCUUCUUUUAAGACUAAGUACAAGUUCCGCCCUUACUUGUAUGCCGCCACCAAAGACAAUAUGGAACUGGAAGUUGAAGCCUACUUGAGACGCCGAUAUGAAAGACAAGUUGCUGAUAUUCAGAUUGUUCACAAAGAAGAUCUUUAUCUUAAAAAUCAUCUAUCUGGCCUGCAAAAAAAAUAUCUCAAAGUAUCAUUUGACACUGUGCAACAAUUGGUGGAAGUAAAGAGGGAUCUGUUGCAUAUUGUCGAACGAAACCUCGCAAAAUUUAAUGCACUUGAAGCUUACGAAUCCAUCUUGUCUGGAAAACGAGAACAACGUCCUCAAGACUGCUUAGACUCUGUGGUGGACCUCCGCGAGUACGAUGUUCCUUAUCAUGUCCGAUUUGCAAUUGAUAAUGAUGUGCGUAGUGGGCAAUGGUACAAUGUCAGUAUUUCCAGCACUGAUGUCAUACUAGAGAAGAGGACGGAUCUUCUCCAACGCGCAGAAGUUCGCGUUUGUGCAUUCGAUAUAGAGACAGUAAAGCUUCCAUUGAAGUUCCCGGAUGCUGAAUAUGAUCAAAUUAUGAUGAUAUCCUACAUGGUUGAUGGGCAAGGUUUUCUAAUUACUAACAGAGAGUGUGUUGGCAAAGACAUAGAAGAUCUGGAAUAUACACCCAAACCAGAGUUUGAAGGGUAUUUCAAAGUCACGAAUGUUACCAACGAGGUUGAACUCCUCCGAAAAUGGUUUUCUCAUAUGCAAGAGUUGAAACCUGGUAUUUAUGUUACAUACAACGGUGACUUUUUUGACUGGCCAUUUAUAGAACGGAGAGCAUCUCAUCAUGGGAUCAAAAUGAACGAGGAGUUGGGAUUCCGUUGUGAUCAAAAUCAAGGUGAAUGUCGAGCUAAGUUUGUGUGCCAUUUGGAUUGUUUUUCUUGGGUGAAACGUGAUAGCUAUCUUCCUCAGGGAAGCCAGGGUCUGAAGGCUGUUACAAAGGUAAAACUGGGUUACGAUCCACUGGAAGUGAAUCCUGAGGACAUGGUUCGGUUUGCAAUGGAAAAGCCACAGACAAUGGCCUCCUACUCUGUCUCUGAUGCUGUUGCAACUUACUACCUAUACAUGACAUAUGUCCAUCCGUUCGUUUUUUCUCUCGCAACUAUCAUUCCAAUGGUCCCUGAUGAGGUUUUACGCAAAGGGAGUGGCACCCUUUGUGAAAUGCUUUUGAUGGUUGAGGCUUACAAGGCAAAUGUUGUAUGUCCCAACAAAAAUCAAGCUGACCCUGAGAAGUUCUACCAAGGUAAACUUCUUGAAAGUGAGACAUAUAUUGGUGGCCAUGUAGAGUGCCUCCAAAGUGGUGUUUUCAGAUCUGACAUUCCAACCAGUUUUAAGCUCGACGCAUCCGCAUACCAGCAACUGAUCGAUAACCUUGGUCGGGAUCUGGAAUAUGCUAUCACUGUUGAAGGAAAAAUGAGAAUGGAUUCAGUUUCCAAUUUUGAUGAAGUAAAGGAAGUAAUCAGGGAAAAGCUCGAGAAGUUACGGGAUGAUCCUAUACGUGAAGAGGGGCCUCUUAUUUAUCACCUUGAUGUCGCGGCGAUGUAUCCAAAUAUUAUCUUAACAAACAGGCUUCAGCCACCAUCAAUAGUUACGGAUGAGGUUUGCACAGCAUGUGAUUUCAACGGCCCGGAAAAGACCUGUCUUAGAAAACUUGAAUGGGUUUGGCGUGGGGUGACGUUCAAGGGAAAUAAAAGUGAAUAUUACCAUCUGAAGAAGCAGAUUGAGUCUGAAUCUGUUGAUGCUGGAGCAAAUAUGCAGUCUUCAAAACCUUUUCUUGAUCUGCCAAAGGUGGAACAACAAUCCAAAUUAAAAGAACGACUGAAAAAAUACUGUCAAAAGGCAUAUAGCCGAGUACUUGACAAGCCAAUCACUGAAGUUCGCGAGGCUGGGAUAUGCAUGAGAGAAAACCCGUUCUAUGUGGACACUGUGCGCAGCUUUCGAGAUAGGAGGUAUGAAUACAAAACACUUAACAAGGUCUGGAAGGGAAAGUUGUCAGAGGCCAAGGCAAGUGGCAAUUUAAUCAAGAUCCAGGAAGCACAUGACAUGGUAGUGGUUUACGAUUCCUUGCAGCUAGCUCAUAAGUGUAUACUUAAUUCCUUUUAUGGAUAUGUCAUGCGAAAGGGCGCAAGAUGGUACUCCAUGGAAAUGGCUGGGGUAGUUACUUAUACUGGAGCCAAAAUCAUCCAGAAUGCUCGUUUGCUUAUUGAACGAAUUGGGAAACCACUUGAGCUGGAUACAGAUGGUAUAUGGUGUGCUCUACCUGGAUCUUUUCCUGAGAACUUUACCUUUAAAACCAUAGAUAUGAAGAAAUUCACCAUCUCGUAUCCGUGUGUAAUACUUAAUGUUGAUGUGGCGAAGAAUAAUUCAAAUGACCAAUAUCAGACUCUAGUAGAUCCUGUACGAAAGACAUAUAAUUCACGUAGCGAAUGCUCAAUUGAAUUUGAAGUGGAUGGACCGUACAAGGCAAUGAUUAUUCCUGCAUCCAAGGAAGAGGGAAUCUUAAUUAAGAAGCGGUAUGCUGUUUUCAAUCAUGACGGAACCAUAGCAGAACUCAAGGGGUUUGAGAUGAAGCGUAGAGGAGAGCUGAAACUCAUUAAAGUUUUCCAGGCCGAGCUAUUUGACAAAUUUCUGCAUGGAUCAACCCUUGAAGAGUGUUAUUCUGCUGUUGCAGCUGUUGCAAAUCGUUGGCUUGACCUACUCGAGGGUCAAGGAAAAGAUAUUGCCGAUAGUGAAUUGCUAGAUUAUAUAUCAGAAUCAAGCACUAUGAGCAAAUCGUUAGCAGAUUAUGGUCAACAAAAGUCAUGUGCAGUGACCACAGCAAAACGCCUGGCUGAUUUUCUUGGUGAUACAAUGGUCAAAGAUAAAGGACUGCGCUGCCAAUACAUCGUUGCUCGUGAACCAGAGGGGACACCUGUAAGUGAACGUGCUGUCCCUGUUGCCAUAUUUCAAACAGAUGAUCCUGAAAAAAAGUUUUAUCUGCAAAAAUGGUGCAAGAUAUCAUCAUAUACUGGAAUCCGUUCAAUUAUUGACUGGAUGUAUUACAAGCAGCGUCUUCAUUCAGCUAUUCAAAAAGUUAUUACCAUUCCUGCUGCAAUGCAGAAGGUGGCAAAUCCUGUACUUAGGGUGCGUCAUCCUUAUUGGCUCGAGAAAAAGGUCUGUGACAAAUUUCGUCAGGGAAAAAUAGUUGAUAUGUUUAGCUCAGCAAACAAAGAUCAUUCGACAACUCAAGAUAAUGUAGUGGCGGAUAUUGAAGAGUUUUGCAAAGAAAACAGACCUUCCGUAAAAGGGCCAAAGCCAGUUGCGCGUUCAUUUGAAGUCGAUAGAAAUCACUCUGAGGGUAAGCAGCAAGAGAGUUGGGAUCCAGAGUUCCAUGAUAUCUCAUUACAGAACGUUGACAAGAAUGUAGAUUACCAAGGAUGGCUUGAACUGGAAAAAAGAAAAUGGAAAAUGACUCUAACGAAUAAGAAAAAAAGAAGGUACUCCUCAAGUUUAUUUGGUUUUGAUUUGGAACAAAAUAUAAAUAAAAAAGUCUGUAAGGGAAGAGUAGGUGUAGGCUCAUACUUUAGGAGGCCUGAAGAAGCUUUGACUAGUUCCUAUUUGCAGAUAAUACAGUUGGUCCAAAGUCCACAGAGCGGGCAAUUUUUUGCUUGGGUUGUUGUGGAAGGAUUGAUGCUUAAGAUCCCAUUGACGAUCCCAAGGGUGUUUUACAUUAAUUCCAAAGCUUCUAUAGCUGGAAACUUCACGGGAAAGUGUAUCAACAAGAUUCUUCCUCACGGAAAGCCUUGUUACAAUUUGAUGGAGGUCAAUAUUCAGGAAGAUCAAUUUAUAAAAGAAAGCAAAAAGCUUGCCGCUCUACUUGCAGACCCCGAAAUUGAGGGCAUAUAUGAAACUAAGAUGCCUCUGGAGUUUAGUGCUAUAUGUCAGAUUGGAUGUGUAUGCAAAAUUGAAGACACGGCCAAACACCGUAACACCCAAGAUGGAUGGAAACUUGGUGAACUUCACAGGAUAACUACAACUGAGUGUCGCUACUUGGAGAAUUCUAUUCCACUUGUUUAUUUGUAUCACAGCACCUCAACAGGUCGUGCUGUUUAUGUUUUAUAUUGUCAUGCUUCGAAGCUUAUGUCUGUUGUGGUAGUCAAUCCUUACGGUGACAAGGAAUUAUUAUCAUCUGCCCUAGAGAGACAGUUUAGAGAUAGAUGCCAAGAACUGUCACCUGAGCCAUUUUCUUGGGAUGGUAUCCUUUUCCAGGUCGAGUAUGUUGACCAUCCAGAAGCUGCCACGAAAUUUUUACAAAAAGCGCUCUGUGAAUACAGAGAAGAAAAUUGUGGAGCAACUGUGGCAGUCAUUGAAUGCCCUGACUUUAACACCACGAAGGAAGGUGUAAAGGCCCUGGAAGAUUUCCCAUGUGUGAGGAUUCCCUUCAACGACGAUGACAAUAGUUAUCAGCCUGUCUCCUGGCAACGUCCAGCAGCAAAAAUAGCAGUGCUCCGUUGUGCUUCAGCAAUUCAGUGGUUGGACCGGAGGAUUGCCCAGUCAAGAUACGCCCAUGUGCCUCUGGGGAAUUUUGGACGUGAUUGGUUAACGUUCACAGUAGAUAUCUUCCUGUCCAGGGCACUCCGUGACCAGCAACAGGUUCUUUGGGUCUCAGAUAAUGGUGUUCCAGACCUUGGAGAUAUAAACAAUGAAGAGACAUUUCUAGCUGAUGAGUUACAAGAGACAAGUUUGCUAUUCCCUGGAGCGUACAGAAAAGUGUCUGUGGAGUUAAAGGUCCAUAGAUUAGCUGUUAAUGCCCUUCUGAAAAGUGACCUGGUGAGUGAAAUGGAAGGAGGCGGCUUUUUGGGUGUGAAUUCUAGAGGAAGUAGCUUAAACGAUAAUGGCAGUUUUGAUGAGAAUAAUGGAUGCGCGCAAGCAUUUCGUGUCCUGAAACAAUUGAUCAAGCGCUUGUUGCAUGAUGCGUGUAAUUCUGGCAAUAUAUAUGCUGAUUCCAUUUUGCAACAUCUGUCUUGGUGGCUCCGCAGCCCUUCCUCAAAGCUUCACGAUCCAGCUCUCCAUCUCAUGCUUCACAAGGUCAUGCAAAAGGUGUUUGCGCUGCUUUUGACUGAUUUGCGGAGGUUAGGUGCUAUAAUAAUAUACGCAGACUUCUCAAAGGUCAUUAUCGACACAGGGAAAUUUGAUCUAUCUGCUGCAAAGACUUAUUGUGAAAGCUUGCUCACAGUGAUGGGGAGUAGAGAUAUCUUUAAGUUGAUCUUGCUUGAGCCGGUUCACUACUGGCACUCGUUACUUUUCAUGGACCAGCAUAACUACGCUGGUAUCCGAGCUACCGGAGAUGAAAUUUCAGGUAACGAAGUUACUAUUGAACCAAAGUGGAGCGUUGCACGGCAUUUACCCGAGUAUAUUCAGAAGGAUUUUAUCAUAAUUGUUGCCACGUUUAUAUUUGGCCCCUGGAAAUUUGCAUUAGAGAAAAAAAGGGGCAGUGCAGAGAGUUUAGAGGCAGAGAUGGUAGAAUAUCUCAAGGAACAGAUAGGAACCCGGUUCAUAAGCAUGAUUGUUGAGAAGAUUGGUAAUAUCAGGUCACACAUCAAGGAUAUAAACGUGUCAGAUGCAUCUUGGGCUUCUGGUCAAGCUCCCAAAGGAGAUUACACGUUCGAAUUUAUACAAAUUAUUACUGCUGUUCUGGCUCUUGAUCAAAACGUUCAGCAAGAUGUUCUGGUAAUGAGAAAGAUUCUGUUGAAGUACAUUAAAGUAAAAGAAUGUGCUGCUGAAGCCGAAUUUAUUGAUCCUGGGCCAUCCUUCAUCUUACCCAACGUGGCUUGCAGCAACUGCGGUGCCUACAGAGACCUAGAUUUCUGCAGAGACUCAGCUCUCUUAACAGAAAAAGAAUGGUCAUGUGCGGAUCCGCAAUGUGUGAAGAUAUAUGACAAAGAGCAGAUAGAGAGUAGCAUUAUCCAGAUGGUGAGACAGAGGGAAAGAAUGUACCAGUUGCAGGAUCUAGUGUGCAAUAGGUGCAAUCAGGUGAAAGCCGCUCAUUUGACAGAGCAGUGUGAGUGUUCUGGAUCCUUUAGAUGCAAGGAGAGUGGUUCAGAUUUCCACAAGAGGAUUGAGAUUUUCUUGGAUAUAGCAAAGCGCCAGAAGUUUAGACUGCUAGAAGAAUGCAUCUCCUGGAUUUUAUUUGCCACCAGCUGUUGACAAAACAAUACACGGAAGACAGCAUUCGUGUAUCAGUAAUAUUUAAAAUGG
Molecule: messenger RNA, 6486 nt
Organism: Arabidopsis thaliana (thale cress)
Lineage: Eukaryota; Viridiplantae; Streptophyta; Magnoliopsida; Brassicales; Brassicaceae
Gene: TIL2
Product: DNA polymerase epsilon catalytic subunit
Exons: 49
Coding region: 10-6435 (2141 amino acids)
Biological process (GO): DNA repair; DNA replication; DNA biosynthetic process
Cellular component (GO): epsilon DNA polymerase complex; nucleus
Molecular function (GO): nucleic acid binding; DNA polymerase activity; DNA-directed DNA polymerase activity
Source: RefSeq, marked reviewed